Lottia gigantea (owl limpet) is the source of this 1227-nucleotide messenger RNA. RefSeq lists its product as hypothetical. The record is from RefSeq and is a predicted model, not a curated record. Bases 1 to 1227 code for a protein of 408 amino acids. The transcript has 3 exons. Lineage: Eukaryota; Metazoa; Mollusca; Gastropoda; Lottiidae.
AUGAAUUGGUCUUGCUGUUAUAGAUAUCGUCGACGGAAGAUAUGGUUGUUUUGUUCUAGUUUUGGUUGCUGUUUUCUCAUCUGGUUUCUAUGGAAUUUAACUUUUGCUGUUUACGAUAGACAUUGCUCUGAAACCGAUUCGAAAGAUCUACUGGAAGUUACGUGUGAUUGGUAUCAUAAGGGGUUUAUUAUUGGAGAUCUAUGUCCAGCUCUGUGUGAGAGAAAACAAAUCAAAUAUGAACACUGUACAAAUUAUAAAUCGGGAAAAACUGUCUUGGUUAUGAGUUGCAACAAUCUCUGCAGUGCUGAGGAAACAGUUCCUGCAAUACUCAAGUCGCAUUUUCCAAACAUUGAAAAAUUUCAAGAAAAAUUCAUGGGGCCUGAUAACAUGAUGUCUACAACUCUAGUAGAAUUUCGCUUCAUGAUAGAGGAAAUGAUUUAUUCGUCAUUGGGAUUAAACUUUUCUAAUUCAGGGGACGUAAUCCAAAAAGUAUUCGAGUAUGAAUAUGAUCAUUACCUUAACCCUUUAGAUGAUAAGAAAUACAAGGCAUUCAUAUUGAGUGUUUGGUCUCUAGUGAAUCAAGAUGAAUAUCUCAUCACAAAAUUACAUCAACAUAGCCCUUUAUUCCCUAAAAUAUAUCAUUCUUGUGGGUCAUUUUACUUAAUGGAGUUUGCCCCUCCCGGUUCCGUGCUUAACCCUCCUGUUUCACUAUUCACAUCCUAUUCUGGAAGCUGGGAAGAGAGGGUUAAAAUAGCCCUUAAAUUGUUAGAUAGUGUGCUGAAUAUGGAGUCAACGUUCCAUGAACCAAUUCACAUGUGCGAUGUAAAAGGUGAAAAUUUUGGAAUUGGCUUGGACGGAAGAAUAAAGCUUAUUGAUACUGACUCAGUGUUUUUUGAAAGUAAAUUAUUACAAGACUUUGCUACGACUGAGAAAUGUAGCAGUGAUAAAGAUUGCAAUUUUUGGGACUGUCAUGGACUUUGUUCUGAAGGCGUUUGUUUAAAACAACGAUUGAAUAAUAAUCUACAGAGUAUAUGUGAGGAUGUGUUUUUACCAUCAUUACCAAUAUUUAAUAAUGGGUUGUUACGAAACCCUCCAGAUCAUAUCAAACAAGAACUAUCAGAGAUAUUACAAUUAUGUACGGCCCCUUUUUAUGACAACAUGGAUGAGAAGAUAUCAAAGAAGACGUAUUGGAAAUUGUAUAAUCUAUUGCAGUAUACAGUAGAUUAA